Gigantopelta aegis is the source of this 2640-nucleotide messenger RNA. RefSeq names its product putative defense protein 3. Gene Ontology annotation, molecular function: oxidoreductase activity, acting on metal ions. The record is from RefSeq and is a predicted model, not a curated record. Bases 104 to 772 code for a protein of 222 amino acids. The transcript is spliced from 5 exons. NCBI's taxonomy places the organism in Eukaryota, Metazoa, Mollusca, Gastropoda, Neomphalida, Peltospiridae.
ACGUGACUGCGCGCAGCGUUUUUAGCCGUGGGUAAAAAGAUUGAAUCUCACUCGCUUUUCACAGCGCCGUACCGAAACUUCGCAAAGUAAUUGAACUUACAAGAUGUUGUCGCAGAUACUGGUUUGUGUGGUCAUGGUUGCCUUGACAACCGUCAGCUGCCACCCAGAAGGCCCCCCGCUCGAAGCCUGUGUCGACAUGUUCCCCACUGGUCACAAGGUGGACGCCCAGAAGUCUACAGCGAUCGCUAACAUAGCGCUUAGAAGAGCAGAUGGAUCAAAAGCAACCACGUACUCGGCUAAUGAAAUGAUAACAGUAACGCUAGCCACUGCUAACCCAAGCGACACGACAAUCUAUUACGAGGGUAUGUUUGUACAAGCACGACGAGCCAACUGCGGUUCCGACAAAAGGACGGAACCAGUUGGAAAGUUUACCCACGAACCAAGCAACUAUCUCAAGACGUUGGAUUGCGGAGGGAUCACCAAGAGUGCCAUUUGCCAUAAAGACCACAUCCACCAGACAAACCAGACAUUUACUUGGACUGCACCGGCUACACCUGUGGGCCAUAUAUAUUUCCAGGCCACUGUUGUGAAGAAUACCCAGACUUUUUGGACUGGCGUGACGUCAGAAUUUCUCAAGGACAGCAACGAUCAGUCUGCGCCAAAGUACUGCGAGUACCGCAAAACAAAUGGCGCUGACGUCAAAUCGCCCGCCAUGGCUGUUGUUGUCCUUGGGCUGAGCUUGGCUUUGGCCAACGUCGUCCACUUCUCGUAGGCAACAAGAUGUUGACGAAUGUUUCCACACUUACAUACGCUUCUUCACAUUUUUUCGGCAUAAAUUGCGACUAUCGUACUACUUUGCGACUUUCAUUCUAUUUUGCGACUUUCAUUCUACGUUGCAACUGUCAUUCUACUUUGCGACUUUCAUUCUACUUUGCGACUUUCAUUCUACCGGUACUUUGCGAUUUUCUGUUUAUAACAUUUUAUUAUUUAAUUAUUUGCAGGACUAGCUUUGGGUGUACAAAAUAUUUCGCCACAUUAUCCAUUAAACAUAAAAAAAGUGCUGAAACCUACCAUUGUUUUAAAGAAAAUAUCAAUCAUUAUUUAAAAUGAUUUCGCCAAAUUAAAAUAAAAUUCACCAGUUGAUGAAGCUUAAAAUUCGCAAUUGGCGAGUGGUACAGCUAAUCCUGUUUUUGUACUGACAGAUACAAGGGGUGGGUAGGGAUUGGGUCCCCCGGUGUACGCCACAACUGUUAUUUUGGUUUGUGGAUUAUCCCUAAAAUUGUUUUAAUGUUCUAUGCAAAAAACUGUGUCCUCCAACAAAACACAGAAUCUAAAAUGACGCACCGACCCCUGUUAAGUAUCUUGGUUCCGUCAGUGAUUAAACAAUUUGUUUUAAUUUUUUACUAAAAGGAAAUAUUUGUUUCAUUAAAAAAAAAAAAAAAAAACUUUCAUGCUAGUGUUGUGCAUAUUAGUGUGAUUUUAAAUGUAUUACUGCAGCUAAGCUGGUGAAAGGCGUAUGAGUGAUUUUAGAGGUAAACUCACGAAUUUCCUUAUGAUCUUUGUUUGAAAGUGAAACGGACCUCGGGGUUUUCAACUAAAACGCGAGUGCAUAGGCAUUGGAAAAUACAAAAUACAAAUGUACAUAUAAUUAUUAAAACUUCUGAUCAUUCAUACUAUUACUGCUACUACUACUAAGGGGCGUAGCGUGAUCUGGACUUCGGGGGUGGGGUGGGGUGUUCGAAUAUGAACCAAGUGGACCCUUUCUCUAUUGUUUUUGCACCAUCAGAAAAACCAUAUGCAUAAACCUGUAUGUUUUAUUUCUGAAAGCGGGGGUGGGGGGGGGGGGGGGGGGGGGGGGGGGGGGGGGGCUGGACGGGGGUUCGUUCGAAAACCCCAGCCUACGCCCCUGCUACUACUAGAAACUACUACUACUACUACUUUUACUACUACUACUUCUAUUAUUACUACAACAAUAAAUCCUACAAGUAUUGCACCAUUCAUAUUUGUUUUCCUCGGGCCUACUAAUGCCCCACGACUGGUAUUGUAAAGACUGUAGUUUGCCCUGCCCUGCCCUGCCCCUGCUUUAUCUUUGGGUAAAAUGCAUAUAAAAGAUUCCUUGCUGCUGAUUGAAAAAUUUUGUGGGUUUACUUUGAAGACGUGUCAGAAUUAAUAAAUAAUUUAUGUGUAAUAUGUUUACGGUCAAAGGGAAAUAACUCUCAAGUGCAUGCAUUUUAUUCUAUUACGUAUUAACUAGUAGUGGUAGUGAUACUGGUGGGAGUAGUAUAAGUAGUAGUAGUAGUAGUAGUAGUAGUAGUAGUAGUAGUAACAUGCCUGAACCUCUAUUGGGUAUAAAUAAUAAAGUAACAGUAGUAGUAGUAGUAGUAGUACCGGUAACAGUGCUAGUAGUAGUAAUAGUGGUUAGUAGUUACUGUAGUAGUAGUAACUGUAGUCGCAGUAGUAUUCAUAAUAAUUCAUAUUUCUGUCAGCCACUAGUCUAUGUUUCAUGCUUAUAUGUUAGAUUAGCUGUGAAAUAUAUAAAAACAAAAUAUUUUUUAUGUAUAUUUUUUUUAACAUAUUUUGUAAGCUGUUCAUACUAUUGUAAUAUACAUUUGCAUAAUAUAUUAAAAUAUCUGACGAUUA